Nothobranchius furzeri (turquoise killifish) is the source of this 11408-nucleotide messenger RNA. Lineage: Eukaryota; Metazoa; Chordata; Actinopteri; Cyprinodontiformes; Nothobranchiidae. The record is from RefSeq and is a predicted model, not a curated record.
CUUAGCUCGGCUCUUCCCUCCCCUGCUCUGCUGCACCCCACUGUCCCCACCUCAAUGCUGCUGACCCGGCAGCUCCAAAUUUCCCCCCCCUCCACACCUGAGAGCUUAAAUUCUAUUUUUUAUUUCCUUUUCAUUAAGUUGGACAACACCAGCAAGGAUCACCAACUGGAAAUGGAAUAAUUUAUUUAUUUUUAUUGUAUUUUUUUCAUAUUGAGUUGAUGUUGAUUGGAUGUACUGAAGAGAUCCCCAAUCACCUCUACAUGAGGAGGCUUUGUUUAUAGCAUAAAUCCCUGAAACAGGCUCCACAUCACCAUGGCUGAAGGAGCCAAACCCACCUCGGCCAGUGGGCCCGGUGGAGCUGCACAGACGACAUCUCUCAAAUCUAAAGCUCUGGAGUUCCUUAGGAGGCUGAAAAUGUCUGUGGAGCUGGUUAUCGCGCUGGCUGCUCUCCUGUCCUGGGUUGUAGUGGGCGUGGUGAUGUUUGACUUUGUGGAAUACAAAGCAGUACCCGACAUUCAGCAGAUCGUAACGGACCCUGUUCAAGCUGUAAACAAUGCUGUUGAUGAAGUGUCGAGCCUUCUCAAUAAGUUCCAAGAAUGUGCUCCUGAUUUGAGUGACCCAAUGUCUGCCGCUACGUACGCAGCUGAAGAAAUAGCAGAAGCAAAAGAUGGAUUUGUUCGCUAUUUUUCAGAUGAAGAAGGGACUUUCUACCUGAGCUACGUUGAUCCUGUCGUUAUCGGUAGAAGAGCUUUCCAUUCAACCAAUGAUUUUACGUGUGGGAUGCUCAGCUACCUCGGGGACACGCUGAGUUACGUAGUGGAGACUGUAACAGACGCCACUCUGGAUAUAAAGACAGGACAAAUUGAUCUUAGUUACAUUGACCCUGUGAUAAUAGGCAGAGGCAUCUUCAAUAUUACUAACAAGGUCUUGUGUGAAGUGAUGGGGUGUAUCCAGAAUGGGCUUUGCUUCAUACUUGACUCCAUAUUGGAUUUUUCAACAGGGACGACUGACCUCAGCUUCAUUGACCCCGUGGUGAUCGGAAGAAAAUUAUUCACUUUUACAAACGACACGGUUUGUGGAAUAACAGGCUACAUCCAGGGCGUGCUCUGCAUCCUGGUGGACUCCAUACUGGAUGUAACGAAAGGAUCAACAGACCUCAGCUACAUUGACCCUGUGGUGAUUGGACGAAAAAUCUUCAACGUUAUAAAUGACGCUGUUUGUGGAAUAACGGGUUUCACCCAGGACAUACUCUGCACCGUCAUAGACAAUCUAAUGUAUAUUUUUAAAGGAACAACUGAUGUCAGCUUCAUGGACCCCGUGGUCAUCGGUAGAAAAAGCUUCAGCAUUACCAAUGACUUUGUGAGCGGAAUAGCAGGAUCCAUCCAGGGAGUGCUCUGUGUUAUUCUAGAUGUGAUACUGGACACUUUAAACGGUGUCCAACAGGCUGUGGGUUUCAGUCCCAUGUCUGUCCUGAAGACAACAGUAGAAAUCACCAAAGAUCAGAUCGGCACAGUCGUCGGCUUCCUCUCCACAACACUUAUUGUUGAAAAAGGGAUUAUUCCUGAAGCAUCCAUUGAUCCUAUGAAAGCUGCUGAUGAGUUCACAGACAAAACAGAUUCAUUCUUGGGUCAAAUGUCAAGCAUGCUCGUUGGUGAUCAUGGUGAACCUGUCACCUCUCCAGGUGUAAAUAUAGUCACUGACAAAGGUUUUACUUUUUUAUUCCUCUUCAAAAAUCUAUCAGCAAACUGUUGCUGCAUGACUGUAAGGUUAAUAACACUUGUCUUUUUGGAUAUAGAUGAAGCUGUGACUCCUUUAUCUGAUGUCAAAUUGGUAAAAAAGAAAGACAUAUUUACACCUUCAACUGAAAAAGACUUACCUGCAGACUCAAAAACAGAGGAGGUGGACGCCGAGGAGCCCACACAAGCUGCUGCUGAACGAGAAGGGACCGAUGCAGAGGAUGAUGAGGUGAAACUUGCUGAAGAACUGCAACCUGUGAGCUCACGGGAGAAGGAAGGAGUCUUUGAGGAUGAAAGUGACAAGGUCGUGGGAAAAGAAGAGGAAGAGUCCUUCGAUGUGGAAGAAGAAGUGCAUAUUAGAACAGAGCAGGAUGCAGAACCCUUUGAACAAGAACGGAAAAAGGAGGACGAAGGUGGUGAAAAGGAAGAGGAGGAGGAAAAACCUAAGAUUGAAGAUUUGGCUAAACUUAAGCAAGAGGGAGAAGAGGAGAUCAUAGAAGCUGGAGACCAUUCGGUAAAAGAGGAAGAGGCAGAGGAGGAAGGGGGAAAAUCCCAAACUGAAGAUGUAGUAGAACACAAGAAAUCAGAAGAAGAGAAAACUCAAACCAAAGAGGAAGAAAAAAUGAAGGAGAAGGAGGAGGACAAACCCCAAACCAAAGAUACAACAAACCUUCAGGAAGAGGAAGAGGAAGAGGAUGAAAAAACUGAAACUGAAAUCCAUUUAGUAAAAGAAGAUGCAGAGGAGGAGGAACAUGACAAACACCAAAUUGAAGCUGUAGUAAAACAGAAGGAAGAAGAAGAAGCUGAAACCAACGACAGUUUAGCCAAAGAGGAAGAAGAAAUGGAGGAGAAUAAACCCAAAACCAUAAUAAACCUUGAGGAAGAGGGAGAGGAUGAGAAAACUAAAACUGAAGACCAUUUAGUAAAACAAGAUGCAGAGGAUGAGGACAAACUCCAGUUUGAAGACGUAGCAAAACACAGUGAAGAGGAGGACGAGAAAGCUGAAACUAAAGACAUUUUUGCCAAAGAGGAGGAAGAAAAGGAGGAAGAGGAGGAAGAAAAACCCAAAAUCAAAGAUAUACCAAAGCUUCAAGAAGUCGAGGAUGAGCAGAUUGAUACCGAUGACCAUUUAGCUAAAGAAGAGGAAGAGGAAAAAUAUCUAACUGAAGAAGUAGCAAAACACAGUGAAGAGGAAGAGGAGGCAGAAACCAAAGGAAAUUUAGCUAAAGAGGAGGAAGAGGAAAUACCUCAAAUUCAUCAUAAGACAAAAGAAAAGGAGGAAGAUGAAACUGAAGACAUUGUGGCCCAAGAUCAAAAUGAGAAGAUGGAGGAAAAUACCCUUUCUGAAGAUCUAUAUGAGGAUAAGGACAAGGAUUCUGAAACUGAAGUCCUUUUGGCAGAUGCAGAUGAGAGAGAGAAGACAGAGGAACCAAACAUUGUAAUAAAGGCACAAGUGCUGAAGAAGGAAGAGACUUUAUCCACAGAGGUUUUGGAAGACGAGGAGCAAGCAAUGGAGCAAACCAAAACUGAAGACGAUUUAAAGGAAAAGGAGGGAAAGGAUAAAGAGAAAACUCCAUCAAAAGAAGAAGUGGAGUCCACAGAUUUAACAGAGGAGGAGGCAAAAACAGAAGACCUUCUUGCUGAUGAGAAUAACAACAAAGGCAGAAAAACUGAACCUAAACGACCGAAGAAGCUGAAAAUAUCACAGAGACAACAUGAGGACAAAUAUGAGACAGACCUUAAAGUUUCAGAACCUCUAAAAGAGGAGGGAACUAAAGUUGUAAAGCAAAAGGAGGGAAAACCAAAGAAGGAGGCUAAACCUGAGGUUGAAAUUCUGAACAAACCAAGUCCUAAAGAAAAAAUACCUGCAAAGAAGCCUCAGAAAGAGAAGGAAAAGGAAACGAAAGUUACCCCAGUUGAGAAAGAUGUGACAAAAGCUCUCAAAAAAAUGGAACAAGAGAACAUAUCUAAAACGGAGGAAAGGCAGGGAAUUAGAAAGCAAAAAGAUUAUCAACAAAAACAGGUUUCUAAAAACGAAAAAGACAAAAUGAGACAAAUUAAGGAAGAACAAUUAGAUAACAAACCUUCCAAAGGAAAAAGGGAUGAAAUGAAACAUGUUAAAGAAAAAGUGGAAGAAAAGAAAUCACAAAAAGAAAAAAAGCUUUCCAAAGAAAUUCUGCAAGAAAAGAAACCAUAUUUAGAAAAGAUAGAAGAAAAGAAACUUCCAAAAGAAAAGGUUGAAGAAAAGAAAAUACCUCGACAAAAGGUGGACAAAAAGAAACCGGCAAAAGAAAUGCUGAUGAAGACGAAACCACCAAUAGAAAGGGUCAAAGAAAAGAAACCUCCAAAAGAAGUGAUAGAAAAGAAACUACAGAAGGAAAAAAUAGAAGAAAAGAAACCAAUUACAGAAAUGGUGGAGGAAAAGAAAGCACUCAAAGAAGAGGAAGUAGAGAAGAAACAAACAAAGGAAAAUGUUGAAGAAACAAAACCAUUCAAUGUAAAGGCAGAGAAGAAACCAUCGCAAAAAAAGGAAAAACAUAAAGAAAUGGUAGAAAAGAAGAUAUUACCUAAACAAAAAACAAAGGAGAAACCACCCAAAGAGAAGAUAGAAGAAAAGAAACCAUCUAAAGAGAAGGUAGAAGAAAAAGCACAUCCAAAAGAAAUGGGAGAAAAUGAGACACCACCCAAAACCAAGGCAGAGAAAAAGAAACCACCUAAAGAAAAAAGUGACAAAGAGAAAUCACCCAAAGCAAAGACUGAAGAAAGGAAAGAACCCAAAGAAAAUGUUAAAGAUAAGAAACCGCCAAAAGAAGCAGAAGAAGAAAAUAAAAUUUCAAAAGAAAAGGUAGAAGAAAAGAAAUCACUCAAAGAAAAUGUUGAGGAAAAGAAACCUCACAAAGAAAUAGUGGAAGAAAAUAAACCAUCAACAGAACAGGUAGAACAAAAUAAACUGCCCGAAAAAAUGGUGGAAGAAAAGAAACCCCAAAAAGAAAAGACUGAUGAAAAGAAACCACCAAAAGGUAAGGAAGAAGAAAAACUUCCACAACAAAAGGAAGAAGAAAAACUUCCACAACAAAAGGAAGAAGGAACAAAAACACCCAAAGAAAAGACAGAGGAAAAGAAACCACCCAAAGAAAAAGUUGACAAAGAGAAACUACCCAAACAAAGGGUAGAAAAAAAGAAAUUACCCAAAGAAAAGGCAACAGAAAAGAAGCCACUUGAAGAGAGGAUAGAACAAAAGAAAUUACCCAAAGAAAGGGGUGAUAAAAAGAAAACAUCCAAAGAAGUGGUAGAAGAAAAGAAACCAUCAACCGAACAGGUAGACCAAAAUAAACCACCCAAAAAAAUGGUGGAAGAAAAGAAACCCCAAAAAGAAAUAACUGAUGAAAAGAAACCACCAAAAGGUAAGGUUGACAAAAAAGAACAACCCAAAGAAAGAGCAGAAGAAACGAAUUUACCCAAGGAAAAGGUAAAGGAAAUGAAACCACUCAAGGAGAGGGUAGAACAAAAGAAAUUACCUAAAGACAAAGGUGAUGGAAAGAAAACACCCAAACAAAAGGUGGAUGAACAGAAACCAGCCAAACAAAGGGUAGGAGAAAAGAAAUUACCCAAGGAAAAGGAAAAGAUGCCACCCAAGGAGAGGGUAGAAGAAAAUAAAUUAUCCAAAGAAAAGGAUGAUGAAAAUAAAAUACCUAAAGAAAAGGUGGACGAAAACAAACUGCCCAAAGAAAAGGUAGAAGAAAAGAUACCAUCCAAAGAAAAGGUAGAAAAGAAACACCCAAAAGAAAAGAUUGAGAAAAAGAAACAACCAAAAGUUAAGGUAAAAGAAAAUACAUUUCCACAAGAAAAGGCAGAAGAAACAAAAGCACCCAAAGAAAAGGUAGAAGAUAAGAAAUUACCCAAAGAAAAGGUAGAAGAUAAGAAAUUACCCAAAGAAAAGGGUGAUGAAAAGAAACUGCCCAAAGAAAAGGUAGAAGAAAAGAAACAAUCCAAAGAAAAGGUAGAGGAAAGAAAGUCACCCAGGGAGAGGCUAGAAGAAAAUAAGUUACCCAAAGAAAUACACGAUGAAAAGACAAUAGCCAAAGAAAAGGUGGAGGUAAAGAAACUGACCAAAGAAAAUGUAGAAGAAAAGAAACCAUCCAAAGAUAUGGUAGAAAAGAAACCUCCAAAAGAAAAGAUUGAUGAAAAGAAACAACCAACAGUUAAAGCAGAAAAAACAAAAACACCCAAAGAAAAGGCAGAAGAAACAAAAGCAUCCAGACAAAGUGCAGAAGAUAAGAAAUUACCCAAAGAAAAGGGUGAUGAAAAGAAACCAUCCAAAGAAAAGGUAGAGGAAAUGAAGUCACCCAGGGAGAGGGUAGAAGAAAAGAAAAUACCCAAAGAAAAGGUGGACAUAAAGAAACCAUCCAAAGAAAACGUAGAAAAGAAACCCCCAAAAGAAAAGAUUGAAGAAAAGAAACAACCAACAGUUAAAGCAGAAGAAACAAAAGCACCCAAAGAAAAGGCAGAAGAAACAAAAGCAUCCAGACAAAGUGCAGAAGAUAAGAAAUUGCCCAAAAAAAAGGGUGAUGAAAAGAAACCAUCCAAAGAAAAGGUAGAGGAAAUGAAGUCACCCAGGGAGAGGGUAGAAGAAAAGAAAUUACCCAAAGAAAAACAUGGAGAAAAGAAAAUACCCAAAGAAAAGGUGGACAUAAAGAAACCAUCCAAAGAAAACGUAGAAAAGAAACCCCCAAAAGAAAAGAUUGAAGAAAAUAAACAACCAACAGUUAAAGCAGAAGAAACAAAAGCACCCAAAGAAAAGGCAGAAGAAACAAAAACACACAAAGAAAAGGCAGCGGAAAAGAAACCAUCAAAAGAAAGGGUGGAAGAAAAGAAGCCACCCAAGGACGGGGUAGAAAAAUAUAUAUUAUCCAAAGAAAAACAUGAUGAAAAGAAAACACCCAAAGAAAAGGUGGACAAAAAUAAACCACCCAAAGAAAAGGUAGAAGAAAAAGAAACCUCCAUAGAGAAAAAGAUAGAAGAAAAGAAACAUCCAAAAGAAAAAGCAGAGGAAAAGAAGGCACCUAAGGAGAGGGUAGAAGAAAAGAAAUUACCCCAAAAAGAGGGUGAUGAAAAGAAACUACCCAAAGUAAAGGCAAAGGGAGAUAAACCAUCCAAAGAAAGGGUCAAACAAAAGGAAUUACCAAAAGAAAAAUUGGAUGAAAAGAAACCACCAAAGGAAAUAGUAGACAAAAUGAAACCACCCACAGUAAAGGUUGAAGAAAAGACACCCCCUGAAGAAAGCGUAGAAAAGAAACAACUGAAAGAAAACAUAGAAGAAAAGAAACCUCUCAAAGAAAAAGCAGACAAAAAGAAAAAACUCAAAGAAAAGACUGAAGAAAAGAAGCCACUCAAAGAAAUGGUGGAUGGAAUAAAACAUCUUAAAGAAAACGUAGAGGAGAUGAAAUCACCCAUUCAAAAUGUAAAAGAAAAGGAACCCCCAAAAGGAAAAGUAGAGGAAGAAAAAACACCCAAAGAUGUGUUGGGAAAAAAGACACCUUCUAAAGAAAAGAUUGAUGAAAAGAAAGCCCUAAAAGAAAAGGAAGAAAAACAGAAACCUCCCAAAGAAAUAAUUGAAGACAAGAAACCAGCCAAAGACAUGGUGGAAGAAAAAGAGCAAUCCAAAGACUUGGUUCAGGAAAAGAAACUGCCUGAAGAAAAAGUAGAAGAAAAGAAACCACCCAAAGAAAAUAUAGAACAAAAGAAACCACUGAAUGAAAAGGCUAAAGAAAAGAUACCAUCCAUAGAAAAGGCAGAGGAAAAGAUACCACCCAAAGAAAAGAGUGAAGAAAUGAAACCUCCCAAGGAAAUGGUUGAUGAAAAGGAAUCAACUACAGAUACAGUUGGAGCAAAGAAGCUACCAAAAGAAACUGUAGAGGGAAAGAAACCACCCAAAGAAAAGACAGAAGAAGCAAAACCUUCUAAAGAUAAGGUGGAAAAAAAGAAACCACUUAGAGAAAAGGUUAAAGAAAAGAAGGUGCCCAAAGAAAAGGUAGAGAAAAAGAAGGCAUCCAAAGAAAAGGUAGAAAAAAUUAAACCUCCCAAAGAAAAGGUAGAAGAAACAAGACCACCCAAAGAAAGAUUUGAAGAAAAGAAGACACCUGCAGAAAAGUUUAAAGCAAAAAAGCUACCUAAAGAAAGAGUAGAGAAAAAGAAACCACCCAAAGAAAAGUUAGAAGAAACAAAACCUUCUAAAGAUGAGGUGGAAGAAGAGAAACAACUCAGAGAAAAAUUAGAAGAAAAGCUACCCAAAGAAAAGGUAGAGAAAAAGAGACCACCCAAAGAAAAGUUAGAAGAAACAAAACCUUCUAAAGAUGAGGUGGAAGAAAAGAAACAACUCAGAGAAAAAGUAGAAGAAAAACUACCCAAAGAAAAGGUAGAGAAAAAGAAGACACCCAAAGAAAAGAUAGGAGAAAGUACACCUUCCAAAGAAGAGGUGGAAGAAAAGAAACCACCCAAAGAAAAAGGUGAAGAAAAGAAGCUACCAAAAGAAAAGGUAGAAAAAAAGAAGACACCUAAAGAAAAAGUGAAAGAAAAGAAACCUACAGAAAAGAAAGAAGAUGAGAAACUUCCACAGGAAAUGACUGAAGAAAGAUUAACUAUUAAAGACAAAAAGAAAGAAAAGAAACCCCUUGAAGAAAAGAAACAAGAAAAGACAACACAUAAAGAAUUUAUCAAACCAUCUGAAAUACAAAUUGAAGAAAAGAAAUCUCCCAAAGAAAAGGUGGAAGAAAAGAAACUUCAUAAGGAAAAGAAAGAAGAAUCUAAACACAAAGAAAAGAUAUUUGAAGUUGUGAAAUUGUCAACGGAGGUCACAAAAGAUCAGGAAAAGCAGGAUAGACCUUCCAAAGAAAAGACAAAAGAAACAAAAGCAAAGAAACUAGGGGACAAAGACCUACUACAAACUUUUAAAGAUAAGAGAGAGAAGAUUGCUCAAGAGGAAAAGAAAACCACAAAGCCUCCUAAAGUACAAGAAAAAAUUCAAGUGACUCUCAGAAAAGACAAAGAAUCUGAUCAGAAGAGAGCUGCAAAAAAAGAUGUCAAACCCAAACACAGAGUCACAACUGUCAAACGGGAGAUUGCUUCAGUCCUAAAGAAGGAGCAUCUCAAUGUUACAAAGGCUGAUAUCAAACCCAGAGAGAGAAUCACAACUGUCAAGUUAGCUUCAGUCUUCAAAAAGGAGCAUCUUAAUGUUACAAAAGCUGCUUCACUGGCUAUCAAGGAGCCCAAAAAGGAACCAAAAACCAGACCUAAACCUGUAAAACCAGAUGCUGAGGUUUCUAAAGUGAAAGCCAAGCGAGCUCCUUCAAGGAAAGAGCCUCCAGCUCCUAAAGAAAAGACUAAACCAGUCAUCUUGACCAAAGAAACCGCUCCUGUCAAGAAAAAAACUGCACCAACGAUUAAAGUUAAAGAUGAAGCACCAGACAAAAAUGUGUCUCUGACAAAGGAGAAGGUGAAGGCGGUAUCACCAAGGAAAGCUCCUGUGACUCCAAAAGAAAAAGUCAAAGCAGCAAUCAAAACCACAAUCAAAAAGGCUGUUACCAGGAUGAAGCCGAUAUCUGCUGAGAAGAAGAGAGAAAAACCUGUGAAAAAAGCUAUGAGAGAAGAACCUAAAGAAGACAAAGUUCUUAAAGAAAUACAAGGUUCUGCAAAGAAAGAAAAAAUAGUUGAGAAGGAUGUUGUGAAGGAGGAAAAGGUUGAAGAAAAGCCUCCAGAAAGCUUCCUGACGGAGGAGGAAAUGCCGUUCUUCCAGUGCUUCUUUGUGGACGAGGACGAUUCCCCUUUUCCAUUUUACGCCUUCUCUCCUUUUCAUAUUUGACAUGUCUGAAAAGCUUUAUGAGGCUUUCAGUUCAGUGAGAAUACUGAUCAUGACUAGGUCUCAUCACGGCCUGUGCUGCUAAAACACCGUGGACAGGAGAGGACGAUUCUGUGUGAUGGACCGUUUAGUGUUUUAUUUUAUUUGCUGAUUUCCAGAACUGGUUGAGCUCUCAUACCAAAUACAUGUAGUCAGUGUCAUUCCUUUCAAUUUUUUAUUCAUUUUAAGUAUCCAGGAGGCGUCUGUCUCACUCAUACAGCUCUUAAACUGAAUUUACACCCAGCUUGGUAUUUAUUUUGGGAGAGACUUGGCUUCAGGCCCUUUUAGCCCAAAAUUACCUGAAAUGCUGCAGAAACUAUGAGUAAUAACACACCUCGCUGUUAAAUCUUCAUUUUCUUGAUUUUGUGCAUCAAAAGGAAUGACCGUGCACUGUAUAGGAGAGCUCCCAGACUUUACUGGUGACCUGAAACAUGAAGUUGUGUGUAACUGAACCAUCUGCACCAGGUUUUUCUUUAAAAAUCGGUGCUCAGCAACCAUUUCCUGAAUUCUCAGACAGAGUCGUGAGUGUUCAGAUGUAUUUUUGACCAUUACAGAGGAGAAUUGUGUAAUUCAUUGACUGACCAAACACUGGCUGUUCAGCUGUGUACACAAUGAGGAAACUUGAUGCAUUUAGGAAACCUUAUAACUAUUGUGGGCAGCAGUAGCUCAACAGGUUGAGCGGGUUGUCCAGUAAUCGGAAGGUUGCAGGUUCGAUCCCGGCUCCGGACAGAGAAUGCUGCUGUUGUGUCCUUGGGCAAGACCCACCUUGCCUGCUGGUGGUGGUCGGAGGGUCCGGUGGCGCCUGUGCUCGGCAGCCUCGCCUCCGUCAGUGCGCUGUGGCUACAUCGUAGCUCAUCAUCACCAGUGUAUGAAUGUGUGUGUGAAUGGAUGAAUGAUACACUGUAGUAUAAAGCGCUUUGGAGUCCUUAGUCUGAGAGGCACUAUACAAGUGCGGGUCAUUUAUCAUUAACCUCAUAACUAUGGGCAUAUACAACAUCUGUUCAUAUUAUAACAAGGCGUGUUCUUAUUCAAACAAGAUUUCUCUUGUUUGGACAUUCUGUAAAGGAGAUGAGCAUGAGAGAGAAACCUAAAAUCAGGAAGCGUGUGUGUGUGUGUGUGAACAUGGACAGGGGAAAGGCAGACCUGCUCAGGUGUAAUCUGAGUCAUCUUUUGGAUGUGGCACAGAUUAAUCUCCGCAGCCUGUUGUACUGAUCCUGAGUCAGCUUUGCAUCUUCAGAGAUGAAAUAAAAGGAACACACCCUCAGAUUUUAUUGUGAUGCUUCAAAAUGACAUUAAAAUGGGGGUUAGCCUAUAUUUGUUCAGACAUGACAGAUCUGUUCUGUUUAUUUUUUAUAGGAGCACUAAAAGUCCUAAUUAUUAGUUUGAAACUGAGUCAUACCUAAAGACUCACUUUUACCAGGUGAACAUGUGCAGUAUGUAGUUUUUUGUUGAGCUAAAGAAUCACACUACUGUUCUGUUUUUGUUUUUAAACGAUCCGUGCAUGAGCAUGAGGUGUGUGUGAUUGAUGUGAGAAGUUCCACCCAGUCAGAAGUUAGUGAAUCACAAACACACUUGAACAUGUUUGAGGUAUUCAAAACCAACAAAGUCUAAUGCUGAGAGAGAAAAUUGAUCUUGAUGUAAAUAGUUUAUUAAGUGGGGAAAUUUUAUUAUUUUAUCUGGAUUCAUAUAUGAUGGGAUUGCUCUUGUAAAGCAGUAAACUUGUAUUAUGUAUGCCCUCUUUGUGCUUGUGAAUAAAAACAAUUUGGAAUUAAAACGUA